Myiozetetes cayanensis is the source of this 3045-nucleotide messenger RNA. It is a transcript of the gene USP18, whose product is annotated as ubiquitin specific peptidase 18. NCBI's taxonomy places the organism in Eukaryota, Metazoa, Chordata, Aves, Passeriformes, Tyrannidae. Gene Ontology annotation, molecular function: cysteine-type endopeptidase activity; cysteine-type deubiquitinase activity. The coding region runs from base 131 to 1267 and encodes 378 amino acids. The transcript is spliced from 11 exons. Gene Ontology annotation, cellular component: nucleus; cytosol. Gene Ontology annotation, biological process: protein deubiquitination. The record is from RefSeq and is a predicted model, not a curated record.
GCGGCUUGUCCGUGCCGCUCCGGUGCGGGCAGGCGUGUUGUCCGAUCCCCUGCUGCUUCUUUGUCAGCAAGUGCGGUGUGAACGUGAGGUCCAGCCGAGGCUCGAAGCACUGCUAGUCCUGCGGUAAUUGAUGGGGCAAAACAGUGGACGUCAAGAAAGAAGCAAGAAACCAGAGCUGGCACUAAGUAAGAGCAUGGAGGCAGAAGCUGAAGUACAAAGUAAUAAAGAUGAAGCCAAAGAUCUGAAGGCCAAAGAACAGAGGCUAACAUCAGUCUUUGGUGUGGCAGACUUAAAAAAUGGAGCUAUUGGACUGUAUAACCUUGGACAGAGCUGCUGUCUGAACUCUCUGCUCCAAGUGUUCCUCAUGAAUAUACACUUCACAGGGAUACUUCGAAGGAUCACAGUGCCACCAUGUGCUGUGCAGAGGAGGAGCAAUGUCCCGUACCAAAUGCUCCUGCUGUUGGAGAAGAUGCAGUGUGGCAAGCGCAAAGCUGUUCGUCCCAUAGAACUCGCUUGCUGCCUUUCAGCACACAGAGUGCAAUUGUUUGUGCAGCAUGAUGCUGCUCAGCUGUUUCUGCAUCUCUGGAACUUGAUAAAGAAGCAGAUGAAAAAGCUAGAGCUGGUUGAAGAGCUGAGUGAUUUGUACACUAUCUGCAUACAGGAGCAUCUGGCCUGUCAGAAUUGCUCUUUUGAAAUAAAGAACAACAGCAGCAUGUUAACCCUUCCACUGCCAGUGUUGGAUUCCAAUUCUCACAGGCUGAAGACUCUGGAGGACUGUGUACAAUAUUUUUUCCAUCCAGAAGAGCUGACUGGUCCAAACAUGUGUUUUUGUCAACAGUGCGGAAGGAAAACACCUUUUUUGCAGAGCAUGAAGCUCGUCCAUCUGCCACAGACUCUGACCAUACACCUAAAGCGCUUCUGCUUUGAAAAAUCAUCUUACAUGCACAAGCUUAGUCACUAUCUGCCAUUCCCACAGGAUCUUGAUUUCAACGGAGUCUUGACAGAAAAUCAGUGCCAAGCAGAUGAAAAUGAAAAGGCUACCUGGCAGUAUGAACUUUUUGCUGUUGUUGCUCAUUCAGGAUCAACUAGUUGUGGACAUUACUGUGCCUAUAUUCAAAGCCUCACAGAGUGUAAAUGGUAUUGCUUUAAUGAUUCUGAGGUUUGCCAGGUAUCAUGGGAUGAUGUUAAAUGCACCUAUGGGCAUUCCAACCUCCACUGGGGAGAAACGGCCUACCUCUUGAUUUACAUGAGAAAACAUCCUCAGUAGCCCUAUCCAGGACUAUCAGAGUGUCUCGGAAAGCUGUCCAUUGUCCAUGGAGCUCAGCACCUCUGUGCAAGAAUGGACAUGUACCAUAAGAAAGACAUUUUGCACUCAGCAACCUCUGUGUUCACAUUUAUUUAUGAAAAACACUCAACUAGAAAAUGGAUCUAAGAACUGUUGCAACUAGAAACUUUCUCUUUCAUAUAUUUUUUAUAUUUAUGUGAUUCUACAUAUUCAUUUCCUCUUUAAAAGAUACUAAGUUAGUCCUUGUCUCUGCGAACUUACCAGUUUCCUUAAUGUUGAUGCUUGAAUUCUCAUACAGGAAAAGUGUUUGGCCUGAAAACCUGUGUGAUGUUCCAGAGAAGUGUGUGGUAUGACUGGGGAGCACUGAUAGCCAUACCUGGCCAGUACGACCAGUAAGAGCUUGAGACUUUGCCCUUUUAGCACCAUGUGAGAUGCUGGCAAGCUGGGCAGGAGACCCCAGAAGUCACCAGAAACAGCUGGAGGAAGGAUUGGAACCUUUAUGCCACAUGCCAGUGACUCUUACCCCUUUAACAUGCUUAUCAGGUGUUUAUAUGUAUUUUCUUUCCUGUAGAGAGGAAAAUAUUCAGAGAUUCUGAAGUUAACUAGUGAUAUUGCAUGAUGCAGGCCAUACACUGUUAUAAGGGAAGUAAGAUGCCUUGCUGUGCUUGAACUUUUGGGAUCUUCCUUAAGUAUUCCUCAUCUGGUUGCCAGCUGGAAUUGUCUUGCUCUUGCCUUUCCUUUUCUGCACUUGAAGUGGGAAUGUCCCUCAAGCAGAAAAUGUUCUGGAGAGAACAAUUGUAUAAAGAAAGUGGAUCAUUUUUAAAUCUCCUGUUGAGUCCUGUUACUCUGUGCAGUUGGUUAGACCUGUAUUCCCACGGCAAGACCACACAGUUGAAGGGAAAAUGUAAAGAGAGCUAGAAAGGAAGGUUGGUCACAUGUGACAGUGUGAAGAAGAUUAUUCUAAAGGCUCAUCAUAAGGCUCUAUUGUGAGAAAGUUAAAAACUUUGGUCGUGAUGCUUUUAAUGCCCUCUUGGCAUUAAGUCUUGUUGUACCACAUUCUGUGAAGGGAUCGAGGAUUCCAGCAGUUUGGCAUCUGGAAGUACAUUGAAGCCUAAUGUAUUCUGUUAUUGUAAAGACUGUAUCUUUACAAAGGUGCUAUUUUUGCGGGACUGAGAACAUCUUAAAACUACUAAUGUAGAUUUAAUAGCAAGUGUGUAUAACUUAAUUAUAUUUUGAUAAUGAUGAUGAAGUUAACAAAUCAUGUCUGUUUUCUGUUGCUAUGUGGAAGGUAAAUUGAGACAUUUUGGAGCAUAGCUAUGAAAUUACACUUUCAUAGUGUAGUAGGUAUUUAUUUUCCUGUAUAGCAAGGUCCAUUAUUCUACUCAAUUCUCUUGUAUUUAUACUGCUCCUUCUGCAUUAAAAUAUCCUGGUGUAUGUUUGUCACUAGGAUGAGGAAUUCGCAGCCUAUUCACAUUCAAGAAUGCAUUGCAAUCUUUCUAAAACACCUUGCAACGGGUGAAUAAGAAAACCAAGUUCCUGUUUGCUUUAUCCAGCACUUUGCCAAAGUGAAGUAGCUGAAAAACAAUGUGCUUCCUGAAACUGGGAAAUUCAUGGGUUAAGAGACUGACAAGAUAUUUCUAAUUAGAUAUAACUUGAAAUUUUAAAACUUGUGCUUACGAAAAAUGUCUUAAAUGUGUCAUAACCUUCCAGGGAUGUUACCCAUCAAGGAAGCAAUUGCUGAGAUACAUUAUCUUUUCAGU